UAACGUAGCUAGCCAAGCUAAGUUGUGUUCACUGUGAUUUUAUUUUUGAAAUGUGAAAUUUAUUUUUUGAAGGGAAGCAUUUUAUGUUAGUAAUUGUUAAGAAACGCUUCUAAAUUUUCGUAACGUUACGGGGUGAAGUUGAACCCCAUUGGCUUCUGCGCAGGAAGUGCCGUCGCUAUUAGUCCGGUGUGUCUGUUGACCGCUAAGAGCGGUUCUUCACCGGCUGCUCGGCCUAUUUUCACAGGCACGACUUUCUGGUGUUAUACACUGUCCUGGUGUUGCAGAUCUAGGGGUUCCAGUUAAGACGUGGUCAGCCUUCUAAAGAAAGUGGGAAUCUCACCAAAAUAUUCAGUUACUUUGCUGUGUUUCUUGCCAGGACAAAGGCUCAAACCAUCAUCUUCUCCUGGUAUCGAAUACCAAGGGACCUUCUGAAGUAAGCUUUAACAAGUUACCUAAUGUCACAACCGUCUCAACUUCGAGUGAUCCUUGCAGAUCAUGAUGUCCGUAAAGUUGUACUACCAUCUGGAAUCCCAGAAACGGUGGAUGACCUUUAUUCAGCCAUCCGUGAUACCUUUUCCAUUACAAGAGACUUCUGUCUUCACUAUAAAGAUGCUGAUUUUGGUGAUGAGUUUUUUACCCUUGUUUCGACAACUGACCUUAAGGACAAGGACACAAUCAAGAUUGUGUUUCUCCAGGACCAGGAGCCUACAAUAACCUUGACCUUAAGUGAUGUGACCAACGUGACUGAUAAUCCAUCUGAGGAGGACUCUGUUGACACCUCAUCUGUGUCAACUAAUGACACUCUGAUUCUUUCCACAUCUGAAGAUAGUCCAGGGCACCGUUACCAGCGCUGGCCUGUUCAAUUUCAGAUUCCCAGGUUUUCUGACCUCACAGAGAUCCAAAUUCGGUCAGCCAACGAGCGCUUCCAAAAAGAUGGGACUCUUCUCCCUACAAAAGAUUUAAUUCCACUGCUUCCUGACAUACUUAGAAAACUAGCAGAAGCUAUUUAUAAGUAUACUGCUUAUCCAUCCAGUCUGCAGAUCAGUGAGGUUGCAGAGGCCCUGACUCUAAAGCAUCCCUGCCUGAAAGAACCAGGGUCCUUCAAUGGAUGCUAUGGGUGGGCGCAGCGUCUAAAGUACAAGAUGAACAAUUUCAGAAGCAAGCUUAGAGGUCUCGGCUGCCCUGAAGUUGAAGUAAACUCACUUAAGAGGAAAAUGACAUGUGACCAAUACCCGGCAAAGAAUGUCAAAAAACCAAAGAAGGCUGAGGUGAACUACCUACCCCCUCAUGCUCAAGGUGAAACUAGUGAAAGUUUGGAAAAAGAGAGAAUCGAGCUACUGAGUGAAGUGAUGAAAAGGGACAACUCCAGAAUGGUAGCUCAGAAAAUGGACAAGACGUUCAGCCUUCGUCGGGAGGAAAUAGUGAAAGAGGCCCCUGCCAUCAGUGACUUCAUGAAGCGCUGGCCUGCUCUUUUUAGCGAAGUACAGAUAUGUGAAGAAUUUAAGAGGAUAACAACAGUCAGCCUUGAAUCAACCUUUCUGGCCAGGCUUGACCAAUGCACCCCAAAACUGAUGGCCUUGACCCUGUCAAAAGGAGGAGCUGCAGGUCUGAGGAUGAGGCAGAUUAAGGACAUGCUUCUGCAGGACAACACAGUUGAAAAGCGCAGAGAAAUUGCUAUUCGCUGCCUCAUAGUCUAUCUUGGAGAGAAGGAGGAUGAUCUUUUCAAACAAUACAGCGAUGAGGAGGAGCUCAACGCAGACCUUGCAAUGCAAAUCAUGAAGAUUGCUAUCAUUGGUGAUGGGCCUGCAACCAUCAUCGUUGAGGGAUCCAAGAUCCUGGAGAGGAUUGAUGUUGCCAGAUCCUGUGCUUUGAUGAUGGGAGUAAUCUACGCUCUGAACCUUACCUAUCCCAAGCAGCUGAAAUUUACCUUUGAGGUAUUUCAAAAACUAUGCCUUGAGCUUGAUGGACAAAAAGCCAGCUCUAAAGUAAUGAAUCUUAAGUUUGGUAUUUUCUAGAGCAGACUUGAUAGACCAUUCGUGAGUGAGUUUCACAAAUCCUUAUUCCUGCAUUUCUGGCACUACUUGAAUGUGUUUUACUAAAUUUUAAAGCGCUGUUCUUAAGUCUUCUGAGUUAAUGUUUUGCCGUGUCUUAAAUGCUGUUAUUUGCACAUUUUUAAGGAAUGCGUUUAAUUUCUCCCAUGACCUGUGUUCUGAGGGUACUGGUGUGUUUUAAAGUUUGUGUAAUGCCCUCUUUAGCUGGCCUUAAUCUUGAGGGUGAAAAGUCAAAUAUAGAAGAGAAUCAAGAAUACUUUGUAAGAGUGCUGACAAAGUUGAAUGAAAGAAGCUUUGAUCAUUUUAUGUUUAAAUUAGUGCAUUUAAUGUAUAGCAGCCUGUCAUCUUUUGUUUUGAUUCACUGUCACAUGUUAAAGUAAAAAAAAAAAAAGAGGAUUCAAGUAGUAGGUUGUAUUACAAUUUCAAUAAACAGUUCCUUAAGUUUCAGCGGGCAAUUUGUGUUCUAGGAAACUGAAGCCCACAAAUCUUGCACUUCGCACACACGUUAAAGAAUUGUGAUGUUUGUUAUUGUAAUUAAAUGGGUCUAACUCAUUGGAAUACAUCUGUCUGAAUUUCUAUUCUUUCUAAGCACCAGGUACGAGUCCCUUAGCUGAUGUCCAGGUAUUUGGCAUCACAUCUGCCGCAUUCAAACAAAUACACACAACAUCCAUUUCUUUUUCUGAAGGUCAUGACACAAGAGCACACACAGCGCAUGUUAAGGCUGACCUUCGUUUGGGGAAAAAAGUGAUCGACAAGUUUCUAAGGUCUUAGAACCUUGACUUCUUUGUGGGCAGGCACCACCAUGCAUGAGCCUGCCCACGCGGUAGUCAUGGUUAUAAGACACAGCUUUUGAUCAAGGUUGUAUUUUGGAGCGACUUAGCCUGCUGGGAAACAGGUAAAUGCCCUUAUAGAAUCUCC
Maylandia zebra (zebra mbuna) is the source of this 2969-nucleotide messenger RNA. The record is from RefSeq and is a predicted model, not a curated record. Lineage: Eukaryota; Metazoa; Chordata; Actinopteri; Cichliformes; Cichlidae.